Messenger RNA from Megalops cyprinoides (Indo-Pacific tarpon), 1681 nucleotides. RefSeq names its product doublesex and mab-3 related transcription factor 2b (gene dmrt2b). Lineage: Eukaryota; Metazoa; Chordata; Actinopteri; Elopiformes; Megalopidae. Gene Ontology annotation, biological process: sex differentiation; regulation of transcription by RNA polymerase II. The record is from RefSeq and is a predicted model, not a curated record. The coding region runs from base 319 to 1536 and encodes 405 amino acids. Gene Ontology annotation, cellular component: nucleus. Gene Ontology annotation, molecular function: DNA-binding transcription factor activity, RNA polymerase II-specific; RNA polymerase II cis-regulatory region sequence-specific DNA binding. The transcript is spliced from 3 exons.
CAGAAGUGUGGCACUGUUCUUGGAAACAGUUCGACCGGACGUCACUGAGCAGCCGCGUGGUUUAUGAAAGUGCACUGCUUCGGUUACUAGUUUCCAUCAAGAAAAAAAAAUUGUCACUACGAACUUUUUUUUAGUAUGUUUUUCUUGACGUUAUUUUUUAUAAGACAUGAAAAUUUGCGCCUUGCAACACCAACAGGUGACACCAAAAGACAGAACCAAGAGCGUCACAUCUGAAAAACGGAUUUAGAUUUAGUUAUUUUAGUUGUGAUAAGUGUGGAUACAGUAGUAAUAACAGAGCAGGGAAGACGUACAUCAUAGAUGUCCUCCCCAUUGGAAGUAGAUACCAAGCGAGACUCAAAAAAGCCUGAUUUAGUCAAAUCCGAGUGCGAUGAGGAGGAGAUCGAUGUGGAGAGCCUUGACGGAUGUCUGCGUCCGGAGCAAUGUAACGAAAAGGGGGCGAAGCCCGAGCUGCCGCGCAGGCUGACCCGCAGCCCGAAGUGCGCUCGCUGCCGAAACCAUGGGGUGGUGUCUUGCCUGAAGGGCCACAAACGAUUCUGUCGCUGGCGUGACUGCCAGUGCGCAAACUGUUUGCUUGUGGUGGAACGACAGCGAGUGAUGGCAGCACAGGUCGCCCUGAGGAGACAGCAAGCUACAGAGGGGAAAAAAGAUGGCAAGAUAUCAGCUCCAGUCCGAAAGACAGCAUACCAGCGGUACUCAAAGGCACCCAGUCUUCUAGCAAAGAGCAUUCUGGAAGGAUAUAAACCUCCUGCUUUGGAAGAUGCUGCUUGGUCGAAAAGGAUGCAGUACCCCACCCUGAGUGAGAGGAUGAGAAAAAGACGCGCCUUCGCCGACAAAGAGCUGGAGGGCAUUAUGCUCGAAAGGGAAUUACGACAGAGAGAACUAGAAAAUGUGUCUGGAUUUAAAAUCCUUCAUCCAGUUUUGUCGUCUGCGUCUCCCCUGUGCUGUCCACUUGCAGAGCCACUAUCAACAGCCUACCCAUCUGUGUACAAAACCAGCCCGUUGCUGUUUGAGUGUGACCUUCACUGCUGUCCAGAAGAGCUGUUUAAUGCCAGGUCGACAGAGAACAGUUACGCACAGUUACCAGCGCAGUGCAGCUCCCUGCCUUUUGAGCGCCUGGAUGUGACCAGGAUGAAAGAGCUGGAAAAUUGGGAAUACUGCAAGGACAGCAAGACCUGUCAAGAGGGAUACCUUGUGCCAUUUCCUUGCCUACAACAGCGGAGUUGCCUUGAGAAUCUGAGUGGCUUUGACAUGGAUAUUCCCGGACCAAAUGCGCUUCCAAGCGCCAGAGUUCCCAGCGUCCCAAAGCCAGGCAUCACGUCUCCUGCCUCACUGCCAGACCAAGUGUUUCAAAACUGUUUGCACCCAGCCACGUAUUGUCCCCCUCCAGAUCUUCACUGUCUCACACCUAAGAAAAAUUCAGCAGGUGACAACUGUUACAGCUUACAGACAAAAUCAGUCAAAAACACUGUUGUAUGCACUCUACCCUUUUCUGUGGACUCAUUACUAAAGAGCUGAAAACACUUACAUAAAUGAACAAAUGUUUUAGCCAUAAAUGCCUGAGGCGUUCGUAACACAGAAUCAUGGCUGUUAAAAACAGUCGUCCAAAAGAUCCCAUUAUGAAUAACUCUUUGAAUAACAAAGGUAUUUAUUCUCAGACAGU